UUUUCGCCUGUAAACGUCCGGGGUAGGGUAAAUUUGUACAUAGUCAAACAUAGUUCAUUAAUUUCAUUGGUUUUAAUUAAAAUGGAAAACCAAGCUGAAAAAGGUGGUGGGAAAAUUAAAAAACGCAGCUCUAAAACAAGAAAACCAUACAGCAGACCACCUAAAAAGUCAAUUUUUACAAGAGUAACAGACUCGGUGAAAAACUUGUUCUCUUCACACUGGUUCACGCAAAGUAAUGAUGCAGCGGAAACAUCAGUAGACGCAGAUACUGAAGAUCAACCAAGUACAUCAAGAUUUGAAUCUCCAUUAGCUUGCCCUUCUUUAUCAACAAAGAGAAAACUGCAGGAAAAUAUUCCAAGUCCAGUGCAGAAGUCACUAAAUCAAGAUGAAUUUAAAAAAGUUUUUGGAAAAUCUCAAUUUAAAGAAAAGUCAAGUCCAUUCUCAUUGGAAAGAGCUGAAACUUCCUCUGUAGCAUCCUCUAGUGGCUGUUCGUCGCAACCGGGUUCUCGAAGCAAUUUAAACGAGAAACCAAAAGCCCCGAGCCUUUGGUCAUCCCUAGGUGGCAGCACGGAGCAACCAACGGAGCGGAACGGUCCCGUGUUCAACUCAUCGUUGUUAGCAAGUGAUGUGGGUUUAACACCAAGCGCGAAACAAAGUUCAUUUUAUUCUGGGCGUGUCUCGUAUGGUGGAGCAAUGAACCAAUCACGGAACAGCAUUUACCAGCCCUCCCCAUAUAAGAUCCCACAAGCCACUAAAGUACAAGUGAGGUCGAAAUCUCGUGCAAAUGAAUCCUCGCUUAAUGUGACCACUAGAGGUGCACCAAUGAGCUCAACAGCGAGGAAAAUAUUGACAACCCUCGAGAAAAUGUCGACUCCACUAAAUGAUGCAAAGAGAAUAGUCACCCACCAAGCUCCUAUAAACAGAUCUAUGUUGUCUCGACAAUCAAUGCGUCGUAAAACAAUUGGACCGUCUAUUCUAUCGUCCAAUAAACCCCCAACCACUGGUAUGGUGUCGAUGGCAGAAGCAACAAAACGUGUUCGAUCACCAAACAUACCACUGAGUAAGGAAUCUGCUACAUGGUCGAUAGCCAAGCGCGUUGCAACGUCCCAACCCCCACCAAACACGGAUAUUCCUCAUGGACCUCCAGCUCCCAUCGCCUCCCUUUCAUCAAGUGCUGGUAUGCGCUCCGGGGGCAAGAUGGUUCGUAAAACGACCUCCCACUACUCCACAAAGAAACAAGAAGAGGAAGACGAUCUUCCUCCUCUCCCACUCCCCUCCGUUCCUCUCACUCUCUCAUCCAACCUCCCUUCUUUUAACUUUGGUCGCCCCGGCAGCACAUCAACCCCCGCCGUGUCAAGACCCCCCCAGCAGCGAUCCGUUGUCCCGAAACAGCCGAUGUACCAAUUCGCCUCGCCCACAGCGCAGGCCACGCUUAGUACAACUACCCCCACAAGUGAUGGACCCACGUUCAGGUUUAGUUCACCAAACACUUCUGUUAAUGAAGGAAAGAAAAUGAAUGAAGGAACUCCCCCAGUUGUUCCAGCCAAGCCUUCUCCAUUACUAAAGAAAGGUGGUGUGAUGGAUAUAUUGGGUAACAGCACACCUUUAAAACCGACAACCAAGAGCUGUGAAGCGUGUGAAACCCCUAAACCUGGUCCAAAACCCAUAACUGCGAAACCCCUGGCUCAAACCAACACAUCUGGUGGUUUUAUGGCCCCCAAAAUGACAACUGACAAAUGGGAAUGUGAUACAUGCAUGAUAAUGAAUGCUAACUCAAGACUUUCUUGUGAGGCUUGUCAGUCGCCUAAACCCGGCAGUAAAUCUGAGUUUGGCGCGAAAUCAGCUGCUCAAACAAGCAAAGUAACUUUCUCUUUCGGGGCGCCGAAAACUGGAGAGAAAAAGUGGGAAUGCGACGGAUGUAUGUUGAUGAAUGAUCCUAAAUUUGAUAAAUGUCCUGCGUGUACAACGCCUAGACCGGGGGCUUCGGCUAAUACAUUAACACAGCCAAGCAAGGGGUUUUCGUUCGGUGCCCCUGCUGCUACAGCUGUGACUACUGUAGCAUGCACUGCACCAAAACCUGGAUCCACAACAUCCACAAAACAAGUAUCCUCUGAAAAAACAUCAGGAUUUAAAUUUGGCGGACCUGUAUCUCAGAGUUUCCCCAAAAGCAAGACAUGGGAGUGUAUGGUGUGUAUGCUGCAUAAUACUGAGGAUAAACAGAAAUGUGCAGCAUGUGAAACCACGCGUCCUGGUGCAAUUAUCAUAUCACCAAUCAAACCCAAUGAUGUCAAAGCAUCAGAUAAAAAAUUGCCAUCAUGGGAAUGCGAUGUGUGUAUGGUUCAAAACAAAGGGGAUUGCAAUACAUGUAUUGCAUGUACCAACCCUAAACCUGGACAAACCAGUUCUGCUGCCAAAGCAACUUUUAAAUUUGGAUUUACCUCCGCGCCUCUUACUGAAACCUCUAAAGACACUUCAACAACAAAAACCCAGUUUAAGUUUGGAGUCCCCACUAAUUCUACACCAGCCAUGACAAAGAGUGAUAACAAGCCAUCUAUACAGCUCCCUAAAUCAGGUGGGUUCAAAUUUGGAGUGCCCGCAGCAAAACCCUCGGAGGAAAAAAGUGCUGAGUCAGCGGAUAAAACGGUGUCAAGUAAGAGAAAAAGCGAUGACACAAAAUGUGAGGAAGUAGCAGCAGUCACUAGUGCUACAACCCCUACUAUAAGUGGUUCAAAUUUUGGCAUCAUUGCUAAACCACUGACUACAGCAAAAACACCUAUUUUUGGCGCAAAUCAAGAAAAACCAAAAGUACCAGGUUUUGGGUCGAACCAGGAAAAACCAAAAGUACCAAGUUUUGGGUCGAACCAGGAAACACCAAAAGUACCGAUGUUUGGAGCUAAACCAGACCAGCAAAAAGCACAAGUUUUUGGCUUAAACCAAGAAAAAACAAAACUGCCAAAUUUUGAUUCUAAUCAAGAAAAACCAAAAAUACCAAGUUUUGGUUCAAGCCAAGAAAAACCAAAAGCAUCAAUGUUUGGUUCAAAUCAAACCACGACAUUCGGACAACCUGCAAGCUUACCAACACAAAUUAAAGUUGCUGAACCAGUGACCACUGUGGUGGCAGAAAAUAAGGCAACAGCUCCCACAUUUUCCUUUGGCAACAAGAACUUGGAUUUCGGAGCAAAUCAAAGUAAAACCACUGAAGUUCCCAAACCUUCUCCCCCUUCAUUUAGUUUUGGUAGCAAACCUGCUAAUCCUGUUGAACCAAAAGCUGCUCCGUUUGUGUUUGGUGCCGCGGCUCCUAAACCAGAUACAAGUCAACUUGAGAAUAAACCAGCAGCUCCUACAUUUGCCUUUGGAUCUAGCAGUGCAGCUCCAGCUUCAGUCCCUCAACAGCAAAAGCCAAAGACUGGUUUUAAUUUCGGUCAAUCCACAGCUGCAGCUAACACAACUGCCUUACCUACUUUUCAAUUUGGGGCCAGCCAAUCAAAACCAACCAAUAUGUUUCAACAAAAAGAAAAUAAUUUUGGUUCAAAUAGCCAAGCAGCACCAGCAUUUGGAAGUACUAUGUCCAAACCCGCAGUGUUUCAGUUUGGUGCGAAGGAAAAUGUGGUCGAACAAAAACCAACCAUCACACCUGCUUUUCAAUUUGGUGCCACAGCGCCUCCAAUCGAAAAACCAACAACUUUCCAGUUUGCUCAAACUGCACCAACACCUACCCCUUCUACUUUUGUAUUUGGCAACCAACAAAACACACCGUCUGCAGGAUUUCAGUUUGGAGCCCAGUCAAGUUCUGGUAUGUUCGCCAACACACAGCCUGUGCAACCACCUGCACCACAGAACACAUCUUUUGCAUUUGGUGCCUCACAACCGCCACAAAACAGCGGCAAUACGAUGUUUAGUAUCGGGACAGCGUCAUCCAAACCAGCAGGUCGUUCUAGCACUCCUGUCGGCCAAAGAACCUACAAAAAAGCAAAUCGACGUUUAAAAAAGCCCUAGAACCUAUUAACUCAAACAGUGCAACAAAUCUACAAGUCUUUUGCGCGCCUAAAUGCACGACGAAGUUUUCAGAUUUUGUACUUCUUUACACUGCCUCGAUUUUCUAACAGCCGUCGUACCAAAACAAAUAAUGUCUUUUCCCCACAUUGCGGUUUUAGUUCCUUUGUAUGACAUCUGCCGUAUUUAUUGUUUUCCGGCUCACCGGGAAUCUAAUGGCAUCGUGACGCAUUGAUGCCUGUCGUGUACAUAUACCGCUGAAAUCAGUCCUUGUAAUUCGCAAAUAAAUGCUUUCUUUGUAC
This is a messenger RNA of Ciona intestinalis (vase tunicate), 4295 nucleotides long. The record is from RefSeq. NCBI's taxonomy places the organism in Eukaryota, Metazoa, Chordata, Ascidiacea, Phlebobranchia, Cionidae.